Kluyveromyces marxianus DMKU3-1042 is the source of this 525-nucleotide messenger RNA. It is a transcript of the gene LSM4, whose product is annotated as U6 snRNA complex subunit LSM4. The record is from RefSeq and is a predicted model, not a curated record. Gene Ontology annotation, molecular function: U6 snRNA binding. Bases 1 to 525 code for a protein of 174 amino acids. Lineage: Eukaryota; Fungi; Ascomycota; Saccharomycetes; Saccharomycetales; Saccharomycetaceae. Gene Ontology annotation, cellular component: P-body; U6 snRNP; spliceosomal tri-snRNP complex. The transcript has a single exon. Gene Ontology annotation, biological process: nuclear-transcribed mRNA catabolic process; mRNA splicing, via spliceosome; P-body assembly.
AUGCUUCCAUUAUAUCUAUUGACCAAUGCCAGAGGUCAAAUUAUGCGUAUAGAAUUGAAGAAUGGAGAAACGGUUGAAGGAACAUUAUCUGACGUUGAUAACUGGAUGAAUUUGAUGCUCUCAGAUGUAACACAUGUUGCUAGUGGAGAGACUUUAAAGCUCCCAAGUUUUUAUUUGAAAGGGUCUUUCAUCAAGUACAUCAAUUUACAGGAUGAUGUUAUCGAUAAAGUGAAGCAACAAUGGGGCCAGAAUAGAGGCGGUAAGGAUGACAGGAGAAGAGGUGGUAACAAUUACAAUAAUGGUAGCAAUUUCCAUCAGAAUAGAGAUGGUGGUAACAGAAGAGGUGGUAGAAGGAACUACCAGAACUCCGGAAGUAGGAGAGAUUACAAUAAUAAUGGGAACAAUAAUAAUAGUAAUAAUAAUGGAGGAGGAUCUCGUCGUUACAACAAAUCACAAUAUGAUCCAGCUACAUCAGGUGCAAAUAGCCAACAACCAAAGCAACAGCAGCAACAUCCACAAUUUUGA